Messenger RNA from Neltuma alba, 4050 nucleotides. Its product is annotated as pentatricopeptide repeat-containing protein At3g63370, chloroplastic. Gene Ontology annotation, molecular function: RNA binding; zinc ion binding; protein binding. The transcript is spliced from 2 exons. Gene Ontology annotation, biological process: RNA modification. NCBI's taxonomy places the organism in Eukaryota, Viridiplantae, Streptophyta, Magnoliopsida, Fabales, Fabaceae. The record is from RefSeq and is a predicted model, not a curated record. Bases 150 to 3038 code for a protein of 962 amino acids.
AAUAUCAAUAAGCACCAUUUUCGAUGCUUGGUUUGGUUCUGGAAGCAAAGCUGGGUAGGGGGAAACACACAGGAUUUGUCCAAAACAAUCUAUUCGUUUUUUGCUUGCAUGAAAUCUUUGUGUAGGCGGAAGCCAUUGCCCUUUUUCCCAUGCCGGUAGUUUACUAUGCCCACUGCAAUCCCAUAUUGUCACCUCAAUAUUGCUUAUGCCCUGCAAACGAUUGCAUGCUCCAAAAAUUUGGUUGGAGCCCGCUAGUUCAUUGCUCCAAACUUUCUCAUAAACCCAUCAAGAUGCCUUCUUUAAAGGAGUAUUGCAGGCAAGGAAGUUUAAAAGAUGCUUUUCAGUCAUUAACCCAGUUGUUCGCUGCUAACCACAGUUCAAAUAAUUUUUCUCUUGAAGAGCCUUAUUCUCUGAUUCUUGACCUCUGCGCGAGUCAGAAAUCUCUAUCACAAGGAAAGCAGAUACAUGGCCGCAUGAUCAAAUCUUAUGGCCUGUGUGAUUCUGUUUUUCUGAACACAAAGCUUGUGCACAUGUAUGGAAAGUGUGGCUCAUUCAUUGACGCGGAGAAGGUGUUUGAUGAAAUGUGCGACAGAACGAUUUUCACUUGGAACGCCAUGUUAGGUGCCUAUGUAUCAAACGGGGAACAUAUGAAAGCAAUUGCAUUGUAUGAGGAAAUGCGAGUUCUCGGUGUGUCACUAGAUGCGCAUACCUUUCCUUGUGUUCUUAAAGCUUGUGGUGCUCUCAGCGAACCUCGCUUAGGUGCUGAGAUUCAUGGUAUGGCCAUCAAGAGUGGAUAUGGUGCAUUUGUGUUCGUAUCCAAUGCACUUAUUUCUAUGUAUGCGAGGUGCAAUGAUCUCAAUGGAGCAAAGCUGUUAUUUGAAAGUAUGCAUGAGAAAGAGGAUGUUGUUUCAUGGAAUUCUAUAAUCAUAGCACAUGCUACAGGAGGUCAUUUCUCAGAUGCAUUAUCAUUAUUUAGAAGAAUGCGGGCUAUUGGUCUUUCCAGUAAUACAUAUACUUUGGUUGCCACUCUUCAAGCUUGUGAAGAUCCAGCAUUCAUCAAGCUAGGCAUGGAGAUGCAUGCAGUUACCUUGAAAUCUGAUUAUUAUGCUGAUAUAUAUGUUGCCAACUCUUUGAUUGCCAUGUAUGCAAAAUGUGGUAGAAUGGAGGAAGCUGAAAGAGUUUUUAUAAAUAUGAAUAGUAAGGAUUAUAUAUCAUGGAACACCCUGCUUUCAGGUUUUGUUCAAAAUGAUCUAUAUAGUGAUGUUUUUAAGUACUUUCGGGAGAUGUGGCAUUCUGGUCGAAAGCCUGACCAGGUGUCACUGCUAAAUGUGAUUGCAGCAUCAGGUCGAUUAGGGAAAUUAUCAAGUGGAAUGGAAGCUCACGCCUAUGCAAUAAGAAAUGGAAUGGACUCUGACGUGCAGAUUGGAAACACCCUGAUAGAUUUGUAUGCUAAGUGUUAUUGUGUGAAAUACAUGGGUGGUGCUUUUGAAAACAUGCAUGAAAAAGACUCAAUUUCUUGGACAACAAUUAUUGCUGGCUAUUCUCAAAAUGGAUGUCAUCUGGAUGCUUUAAAUUUGUUUCGGAUGGUCCAUGUAGAAAGGAUAAAUAUUGAUGUGAUGAUGAUUGGAAGCAUUUUGACAGCUUGUAGCGGGUUGAAGUCCAAAACCUCAAUCAAGGAAAUCCAUGGUUACAUUAUAAAAAGAGAUUUAGCUGAUACAUUAUUGCAAAACGCCCUUGUCAAUGCAUAUGGUGAGACUGGGCACAUAGAGUAUACGGAGCAUGUGUUUGACGCAAUUGAAUCCAAAUGUAUUGUGUCUUGGACAAGUAUGUUAUCUUCUUACGUUCAUAAUGGAUUUGCAAUUGAAGGUCUUGAACUUUUCUGCUCCCUGAAAGAAACUAAAUUACAGCUUGAUUCUGUAGCUCUGGUCAGCCUACUCUCUGCUGUUGCUAGUUUAUCUGCACUUAAAAAAGGUAAAGAGAUUCAUGGAUUUAUAAUUAGGAAGGGUUUCCUGUUGGAGGGACCAAUUGCUAGCUCAUUGUUGGAUAUGUAUGCUUCUUGUGGAAGUUUAGGGGAUUCCAAAAAGCUUUUUAAUUCUGUGAAAAAGAGAGAUAUAAUUUUAUGGACUUCCAUGAUUAAUGCAUAUGGAAUGCACGGCGUUGGAACUGUGGCUAUUAAUUUAUUCAAAAAAAUGACAGAUGAAAAUAUUAUACCCGAUCAUAUAACCUUCCUGGCUCUACUGCAUGCUUGCGGCCAUUCAGGAUUGAUGACUGAAGGUAAGAGGUUUUUUGAAAUUAUGAAACAUGAAUAUCAGCUGGAGCCCUGGCCAGAUCAUUAUGCUUGUUUGGUUGAUCUCCUUGGUCGUUCAAAUUGCUUGGAAGAGGCAUAUCAUAUUGUGAAAAAUAUGCCAAUCAAACCUACUGCUGAGGUCUGGUGUGCUCUUCUUGGGGCUUGUCGGGUUCAUUCUAAUAAAGAAUUGGGAGAGCUUGCAGCAGAACAGCUCUUAAAAUUGGAUACUGAGAAUUCAGGAAAUUAUGCUCUAAUAUCUAAUAUCCUAGCAGCCGAUGCAAGAUGGAACAACGUUGAAGAAGUGAGGAUAAGAAUGAAAAGAAAUGGGGUGAAGAAACAACCUGGAUGCAGUUGGAUUGAGGUUGGGAAUGAGGUUCACACCUUCAUGGCAAGGGACAAAACUCAUCCAAAGUCUAAUGACAUUUAUCUAAAAGUAGCUCAGUUUACAAAAUCAUUGGAGGAUAAAGUAGGCUACAGGCCUCAAACAAAGUUUGUUUUGCACAAUGUUGCGGAAGAGGAAAAAAUUCAGAUGCUAUAUGGACAUAGUGAAAGGUUGGCUCUUGGUUAUGGUCUUAUUGCUACCCCGGAGGGUACUUCUCUUCGGAUCACAAAGAAUCUUCGAACAUGUAAUGAUUGCCAUACAUUCUUUAAGCUAGCAUCUAAAGUCUUGGAACGAGUUCUUAUUGUAAGGGAUGCAAACAGGUUCCAUCACUUUCAAAAAGGAGCCUGUUCAUGUGGAGAUUUUUGGUGAUCACUUUGAUAAUUAUAUGAAAAGUUGAAACAUGCUAUCAUGGGCUUCACUGGUUACUUGCUGGUGGUCAUUGAAAUCACUUUCCAAAUAUUCAACAUUCACUCACUCUCUUGAUGACAUUGCAAUUGAGAGCUGGCACUGAAAGGAAGAGGGCUUGUGUACCGUUAAUGAACUUGGCCAUGGAGCUACAUCCUAGUCCUACACGGGCUCUGUAAACAUAUUUCUUAUUCACUAAAGGAUUAUAGCUUCGGGAUGAAAGAUAAGAUACUGAUAAAUGCAUGUGAAAGAUAAUCAGCUGUUCUGUGGUCUUCCCGCUCGCAUGCUUGGAUGAUAAAUUAUGUUGUUGGUAUAUAAAUCCUGGACUUCGUCUGUAAUCAGGUAUGAGAGCUGGGAUGAUUCAGAGAUUCCAAAGUUUCAUUCUGGAUCACAUUAUUCUAGAGCUGGAAUUAUCUUCUUCUAUCUUCUCCACCUCCCCUCUUCUAGUGCAGAGAAUCAAAAGCUUCUCGGUGACCAGUUUGACCAUGCUGAAUUGCCGAUCGUCUUUUCAACAAGUGCAACUUGGAGGGGAAACACAUCUGAUGUGAAGGAACCAAUUCCUGAAUUUUUCUACAUGUCAGUUUUUUGAGAAUAGGUUCAAUCUUGACUUGGCAGAAAAAUAGUCUAGGGCCAGGAUGCCUCUCGUUCAUGAGAGAUGAUAUUUCCCAACAACUCACUCCGGGAGCCCUUUUCUGAUUUCCACAAGUUGUCUUAACUUGCCUGUUUGUAUUCGGAAAAAAAAGAAAAGAAAAAUAGUCUAGGGGCCAAAGGCUUUGUAGCCUAGUGGUACUGACGCUCCCUUGUAAGUGGAAGGUCGUGAGUUCGAUCCUGCUUGUAACCUCAGGUCCUUAGCGCCUGCCUUUUUAAUUCCAAAAAAAAAAAAAGAGGAGGUUGUCUUAGCGCCAGUCUCUUGUUAAAAUUUAUGAGCUUCCAGAUUCCAUUAGUAAGGUGGAACGACUAGGAAAUUUACUGGUUA